AUGAGCAGCGCGCCGCGCACUAGCCAGCUUUCUGGCUCGACCGCCUUCAACAGCUCCACACAGUCUCUCAACUCGCUCUCCAGCGCCCAGACCGUCGUAACCCCGAUGAAUGGUGCGGGUGGCCCUGUGAUUGCGACUGCCAAUAUCAUCAACCAGAAAGCCGAUGCGUCACGGUCACUAUACCAAAUCUGCAUAGCCCUUCGGCAGAGGCUGAAUCAGGUCCCUAGCCUCGAGCCCUACUUAGAGGAGCUGGACCCCAACGACCCUGUUGAUUCCCUCUGGAACUUUUUCCGCACGGGCAUGCCCUUUCUCACCAUUUUCAACGCACUGCAACCGGCCGAGCCUAUAGGAAUCGACGAGGCGAACGCGAAUGCGCCCGAAGCCAAGAAAUCCAAGAUUGCCGUCUUCAAGUUUGUGCAAGCCUGUCUGAAAGACUUGAACAUUCCGUCUGCCGACUGUUUUGUUAUCAGCGAUGUCCUAGGCACUGAUACUAGCGGUUUUGUCAAGGUCACGCAAGUCGUCAAUUAUGUGCUCGAUGUCGCUGAGCAGCGUGGACUACUCCUCCAAGCACAGCCGUAUCCUAACGAAAACACCAUGGAUCAAGCCGCAACUUCCCAGAUGAGCUACCGGGAUCAUAUCCUCAAGGAGUUGGUUGAUACCGAGCGCAAGUACGUCCAAGAUCUCGAGAACUUGCACGACCUUAAGAAGACCCUGGAACAGAGGGGCAUUGUUCCUGGAGAUGUUGUCCACCAAAUCUUCCUUAAUAUCAACGCCAUCCUUGAUUUUCAACGGCGAUUUCUCAUUCGGGUCGAAACUACCAACUCCAUGCCGGCCAAUAACCAGAGGUGGGGCAACCCAUUCGUGACGUUUGAAGAAUCUUUCGACAUCUACACGCCCUUUAUUGCAAACCAAAGGAAGGCGGCGCAAACCGCCAAUCUCGCCUUUGACAAGAUUCAGGCCGCGGACCAUCCCGUAGCUGUUGACUUUAACACGCUUGACGGCUUCCUGUUAAAGCCUAUGCAACGCCUUGUCAAGUACCCUCUUCUACUCAAGGAUCUCUGCAAGAAAUCAGAAGAUGAAAUCGUUAAGCAAGACCUGACUCUCGGUAUUGAAGCCGCCGAACGAGUUCUUACCAAGGCCAACGAAGCUGUAAACCGCGAUCUCCUUGACGAGGCGAUGGAGGAUCUCAAAGUAAGGGUUGACGAUUGGCGAAGCCAUCGUAUCGAACAAUUUGGCAACCUCUUGCUUCACGGAGUCUACACAGUCGUGACCGGCCGCACUGACCAAGAGAAGGAUUAUGAAAUCUAUCUUUUCCAGUACAUCCUGCUCUGCUGUAAGGAGGCCUCGGCAUCCAAGUCGAAGGACAAGAAAGACAAGACUCGAUCGACUGGACCCAAGAUCCGUAACAGAAGUGCAAAGCUGCAGUUGAAGGGCCGUAUCUUCAUGACGAACGUAACCGAAGUUGUGACGCUUGCAAAGCAAGGUUCAUACAGCAUACAGAUCUGGUGGAAGGGCGACCCUGGCGUAGAAAACUUCACCAUCAAGUUUUCCAAUGAGGAGACAAUGAAGAAGUGGGCGAGUGGGCUUGAGGCGCAAAGAAAGGCUAAUACACUUCCAAAGUCCACCUCUAGCCCAGAUCUAGCACCGCCAGAAUUCCCUUGGCUCCGAGCCCAGGCCAACAGCAUCAGCGCGAUGGAGAAUCCUUACAAGGAGCAGGACAUGGAUGAGGAGGAGGAUUACGGUGCACCCGGCUCUGUACCUUUCGGGGUUACCCAGUCGACUGGUGGUACGAUGCUUCCCCGAAAUGCCUCGAACACGAGUCUGCGUCAGCGGUCUGCCACGGGAGAUAGCUCUCAAUCGCUCGCGGGCAUUGCCCGCGCACCACCCGCGAUAUCCUCUGCCAACACCACCAGCUCCACUGAGUCUCCAGACGCAACUAGCUGGCCGUGCAUUGGUGGCACAAUGUCUCAGUUCCCCGCUCAGCCCAUAUACCCCCGCCAGACAACACCAGGCCCGGCUCCGGGGCAGGCGCCCAUGUCUAUGGACUCUCGAACCGUUUCGCCCCCGCCGAACAUGGCCAACAAUGCCUUCAACGACGAGUUGGCGUUGCCCACCCAACUAAAGGUCAAGGUUAAUUGUGAGGGUGGCACGUACUUUACUUUGGUCGUGGCCUUCAACAUCACCUAUCAGACCCUGAUCGAUCGCAUCGACGCAAAACUCGCGAGGUUUACGAGCAGCAGCAUUGGCAGGGGCCUGCUGAAGCUCCGAUAUAGGGACGAAGACGGCGACUACGUGAGCAUCGAAAGCGAUGAUGACAUCCAAAUCGCCUUCCUCGAGUGGCGGGACGGUAUGCGCAACAUGUAUCCUGGUGGGGUGGGUGAGAUUGAGCUCUUCUGUGUUGGUGAUACCCCGGCGUGA
Molecule: messenger RNA, 2418 nt
Organism: Parascedosporium putredinis
Lineage: Eukaryota; Fungi; Ascomycota; Sordariomycetes; Microascales; Microascaceae
Source: the annotation of a GenBank genome assembly